AAAGUUCUUGAGUUGAAGAAGAAAGCAUAUGGUUUUUUGGGGCAUUCGAUCUUUCGCACUUCUGAUCCGCCGACCUCUUCGAUCCUCUUUGUGUUCGUUACUCUGCUUGCAGACCCUCGUAGACAAGGUCUGCGUCAUGCUAGCAUCCCAUUAACUCAAAGAGUGUGAGAGUGCAAUAGUAGAACCCAUGGGGGCUGAAAAUCAUGCUCAGCAGCAUUUUCCUACUAGGCCUGUUGGCACACCUUUUGCUACCACUCAGGCCGCGUCACCCUUUUCAUCCUCUGGUCCUGUAGUUGGAUCAGACGCCUCUCGUUUUAGACCUGCCUCUCCUGCUAUGCCGACAAACACAAUGCCUUUUCCUCCAUCCUCUGGUCCUGCAGUUGGAGCAGGGAGCCCUGGGUUUAGACCUAUGCAACCAAGUAGGUUCCUUGAUCCAUCUGUUCCACCACCAUCAACAUCCAGUGUCCCAGCAACUGCUGGGCCUUUCCAGCGUUUCCCUGCUCCACAGUUUGCUUCACCAACUCAACCACCUCCUUCCCGAAUCCCACCAAUGGGGCAACCCCCUGCUGCUUAUGCAUCGCCACCUCCAGUUUCUUUUCACCAGCAGACUCAGAUUCCUUCAGUGCCUAUGGGAUCUCCUCCUCAAAACUUAGGCCCUCCUCCCACAAAUGUUCCACAGCCUAUGUCGGAUCCAUCUUUUCCAUCAGCCAGGCCUAACUUUCACUCCUCUUUGCCUGGUUAUGUCCAUAAGCAGCCCAAUGCAGAUUUACAAUCCCAACAAAUGCAACCUCCUUUGGUUAGUCACCAAGGGCAGUAUAUUCCUCCUUCAGCACCAGCUUCCCCUUUCCUUGGUCACCAAGGAGGUUAUGUUUCUCCUCCUCAAGCUGCAGCCUCACAGGGUUUGCUGUCCACAGACCAAAAGCACUAUCCAGGCACUGGGCCGCCCCUUAGCUCCAUUCAAGGAUUAGCUGAAGAUUUCAACUCACUUUCUAUUGGAUCUGUUCCUGGAUCAAUUGAUGCAGGAAUUGAUCCAAAAACACUUCCAAGGCCAUUGAAUGGUGAUGAAGAGCCUAAAUUGUUUUCUGAGAUGUACCCCAUGAACUGUGAUCAGAGAUAUUUACGGCUUACAACCAGUGCCAUUCCCAGUUCCCAGUCACUGGUCUCAAGGUGGCAUCUACCUCUCGGAGCAAUUGUUUGUCCACUUGCAGAAGCUCCAAGUGGGGAAGAAGUGCCAGUUAUCAAUUUUGCUUCAACUGGUGUCAUCCGCUGCAGAAGGUGUCGCACUUAUAUAAAUCCAUAUGCCACAUUCACAGAUGCAGGAAGAAAGUGGCGCUGCAACAUUUGUUCUUUGCUGAAUGAUGUUCAGGGUGACUAUUUUUCCCAUUUGGAUGCUACUGGCCGGAGAAUUGAUUUGGAUCAGCGACCUGAGCUUACUAAGGGUAGUGUGGAUUUUGUUGCUCCAACCGAGUAUAUGGUUCGGCCACCUAUGCCUCCACUGUACUUUUUCCUUAUAGAUGCUUCUAUAGCUGCAGUUAGAAGUGGGAUGUUAGAGGUUGUGGCCCAAACAAUUCGAUCAUGCCUGGACGAGCUGCCUGGUUCUACAAGAACACAAAUAGGUUUUGCGACUUUUGACAGCACAAUACAUUUUUAUAAUAUGAAGUCGACUUUGACUCAGCCUCAAAUGAUGGUGGUUUCCGAUCUGGAUGAUAUAUUUGUACCUUUGCCAGAUGACCUCCUUGUCAACUUGUCUGAAUCCAGAGCUGUGGUGGAAUCAUUCCUAGAUAGCCUGCCGUCCAUGUUUCAGGACAAUGUGAAUGUUGAAUCUGCCUUCGGCCCAGCCCUUAAAGCAGCAUUUAUGGUCAUGAGCCAACUUGGGGGGAAGUUGUUAAUUUUCCAAAGCACACUGCCAUCUCUUGGUAUUGGCCGCUUGAAGUUGCGUGGGGAUGAUCUUCGUGUUUAUGGAACAGACAAAGAACAUUUGCUAAGACUGCCGGAGGAUCCGUUCUACAAACAAAUGGCUGCUGAAUUUACCAAGUUCCAAAUUGGGGUCAAUGUUUAUACAUUUAGUGACAAGUAUACAGAUAUUGCUUCCUUGGGGACUUUGGCAAAAUAUACUGGAGGUCAGGUGUAUUAUUAUCCUGGCUUCCAAUCUUCCAUUCAUGGGGAAAAGUUGAGACACGAGUUAGCAAGGGACUUGACUAGAGAAACUGCCUGGGAAGCUGUAAUGCGUAUAAGAUGUGGAAAAGGGAUCCGCUUUACAUCAUUUCAUGGAAAUUUUAUGUUAAGAAGCACCGAUUUAUUGGCACUUCCGGCUGUAGAUUGUGAUAAAGCAUUUGCAAUGCAAAUUUCUUAUGAGGAGACCUUAUUAACUACUCAGACAGUGUACUUUCAAGUUGCCUUGUUAUAUACUGCAUCUUGUGGAGAGAGACGUAUUAGAGUGCACACAGCAGCAGCACCUGUGGUUACAGAUUUGGGAGAGAUGUACCGCCAGGCCGAUGUUGGUGCCAUUGUUUCCUUGUUUAGUAGGCUAGCAAUUGAGAAAACACUGUCCCAUAAGCUGGAUGACGCUCGCACUUCAGUGCAACAAAGAAUUGUUAAAGCCUUGAGAGAGUAUCGUAACCUCUAUGCUGUACAGCAUCGAUUGGGAGGCAGAAUGAUAUAUCCAGAGUCUCUCAAGUUCUUGCCUUUAUAUGGAUUAGCAUUGUGCAAAUCAAUACCUCUUCGAGGAGGUUAUGCUGAUGCUGCGCUUGAUGAGCGAUGUGCAUUAGGCCUCGCAAUGAUGAUUCUUCCUGUUAAAAACCUAUUGAAGCUUUUAUAUCCAUCAUUAAUUCGACUUGAUGAGUAUCUACUGAAGGCAUCUCCUGCUCAGACUAUUGACCUUAAUAGCUUAGAGAAAAGGUUGCCGCUGAGUACUGAUAGCUUAGAUUCCAGAGGCCUGUACUUAUAUGACGACGGCUUUCGCUUUAUUAUAUGGUUUGGUAGAGUGCUUUCACCUGAUGUGUCUAUGAAUUUACUUGGGGCAGACUUUGCAGCAGAACUUUCGAAGGUCAUCCUUAGGGACCAUGAUAAUGUAAUGUCGAGAAAACUAUUAGAGAUGCUGGAGAAAUUUAGAGAAAGUGAGGUUUCAUACUAUCAGCUAUGUAAUCUUGUUAGACAAGGUGAACAACCUAGAGAAGGCUUCCUCCUCCUAGCAAAUCUUAUCGAGGACCAAGUGGGUGGUACCAAUGGUUAUGUUGAUUGGGUUCUACAAAUACAUCGCCAAGUUCAGCAAAAUGCUUAAGACAAGAGUUCUUCAACUUAUGAUUUGGCAUAAGAAGCGCGUUGUGUCGGAAACAAUGCAAAAUUAUACUCCUGGGACUCGGCUUCAACAACUGGCUUGCUCACUCGCUCUGGGAAGCCACGGGGAUUCAGCUGCUUCAUAAACUUGUUACCAGAUACAUAGAUUUUGGUUUCUUCAUAAAUUUGUUAACAAUAAUUUAAUUUUCCUGUCACCAUUCAUUAUAUGUAAUAGGGAUAUCACCACCAGAUUUUAUUUUACUUUAUUUCUCUUAAUAUAUUAUCUCCUAGAUUUGGUUUA
This is a messenger RNA of Cucurbita maxima (winter squash), 3577 nucleotides long. Its product is annotated as protein transport protein Sec24-like At3g07100. The transcript is spliced from 15 exons. Gene Ontology annotation, cellular component: COPII vesicle coat; endoplasmic reticulum exit site. Gene Ontology annotation, molecular function: zinc ion binding; SNARE binding. Gene Ontology annotation, biological process: endoplasmic reticulum to Golgi vesicle-mediated transport; intracellular protein transport; COPII-coated vesicle cargo loading. The record is from RefSeq and is a predicted model, not a curated record. Lineage: Eukaryota; Viridiplantae; Streptophyta; Magnoliopsida; Cucurbitales; Cucurbitaceae. The coding region runs from base 188 to 3280 and encodes 1030 amino acids.